CCGGCGGCAGCGACAGUAGGGCCUCGAUCUCGCCACCUGAAACGCCUACGUAUAGACGUCUUCGCUCUCUUUCCAUCCAGCUUGCAUUCACCACGUCGCCUCCGGAUCUUGUCGCCCUUAAACAGUACACUCUUGCGAGCCAGCGCACAUCCCCAUUUGCCACUGCCCGCCACCGCAAUAAGCAAAUCGACAUCUGAGAUACUGGACUAACACGAGACACAGCGCUUCUCUCCAGCAAAAGGCACACCUAUAUAUCCAAUGACGCCCACAAACAACGGCACCUCAACUCCGGUUGUGUCCAGCGACAUCGCACCCAACUCUCGCAGCAUUAAUGAAAACACGAUCAUGCCCAGCGAUGUGAGCUCAGGCUACCAGACACCGGUGAGCGGAUUGAAACAAGCGAGCGCCGCAGAUGGGCCGGACUACUUGCAGAUGAUCCUCUCCUCGUACGUCUACGACGUGGCCACCGAAACACCCCUGACACAUGCAGUGAAUCUCUCGACGCGCACGGGUAACUCGGUGUUUCUGAAGCGCGAGGACCUGCAGCCCGUGUUCUCGUUCAAGAUCCGCGGCGCCUACAACAAGAUCAGCCACCUGACGCAGGAAGAGAAAGACCGCGGAAUCAUCGCCUGCUCGGCUGGCAACCAUGCGCAAGGCGUAGCUAUGUCGGCCAAGCACCUGGGCAUCAAGGCCACCAUUGUCAUGCCGAUCUUGACUCCAGCCAUCAAGUGGCAGAAUGUCAAGCGUCUAGGCGCUAAUGUCGUCCUCCAUGGCGCCGGCUUCGACGAGGCCAAGGUUGAGUGCAGCCGACUGGCCAAGCUCCACGGCUUCACCAACAUCCCGCCGUUCGAUGAUCCGUACGUGAUCGCCGGCCAGGGCACCAUCGGCAUGGAGCUGCUGCGCCAGAAGCGGCCGUCUGACAUUGACGCGAUCUUUGUUGCCGUUGGCGGUGGAGGUCUGAUCGCCGGUAUUUCGGCGUACGUCAAGCGUGUGUGGCCUGAUAUCAAGGUGAUUGCUGUCGAAACCGUCGACUCUAAUGCAAUGUGCCAGUCGUUAAAGCUGGGCAAGCGCGUGGUGCUCCCCGAGACAGGCCUGUUUGCCGAUGGCACUGCUGUGCUGCAGGUUGGCCGUGAGUGCUUCCGUGUCGCCAAGGAUCUGAUCGACGAUGUGGUGCUGGUGACUAACGACGAGAUCUGUGCUGCCAUCAAGGACGUGUUCGAGGACACGCGCAGCGUUCUCGAGCCCUCAGGCGCCCUGGCGUUAGCUGGUCUCAAGCGGUACGCCAGGGACCACAGCUACAGCGGCAAGAAUCUGGUGGCUGUGACGUCAGGUGCCAACAUGAACUUUGACCGUCUUCGGUUCGUCGCCGAGCGCGCGGCACUCGGUGAGCAAAAGGAGGUUCUGCUCUCGGUGAUAAUCCCAGAGCGGCCUGGCAGCUACCUGAAGCUGCACGAUGUGAUCUUCCCGCGUGCCAUCACCGAGUUUUCCUACCGCUACUCUGAUCCCAACAAGGCCCACAUCUUCAUGUCGUUCGAGGUCAAGGACCGCACAAAGGAGGUGCCAGAGAUCCUGAACGAGCUUAGUUCCAAGGACAUGCAGGCCAUCGAUCUGACGGACAACGAGCUGGCCAAAUCGCAUGCCCGCUACAUCGUCGGCGGUCGCAGCGAUAUCCAGAACGAGUACAUGAUCCGCUUCGAGUUCCCCGAGCGCCACGGCGCGCUGAAGAAGUUUUUGCAUGGACUCAGAUUCAACUGGAACAUCACGCUGUUCCAGUACAGAAACUUUGGCCAGGAUGUCGCCAAGGUCUUGGUUGGCGUCCAGGUGCCGCCCAGCGACGAGGAUAUGUCGCUUAAGCCCGGCGAGUUCCCCAAGGCAAUCCAGCAGUUCCUGGAUGAGCUCGAGUACAAGUACUACAACGAGACCAACAACCCAGUCUUCCAGCAGUUCAUGCGCUACUAGUGGAUUAGUUUCUUGAAGCAUGCAAAGUUAAAAAUAUAUACCGGCACUGCCUCAUGCUACAUGAAG
Molecule: messenger RNA, 2025 nt
Organism: Linderina pennispora
Lineage: Eukaryota; Fungi; Kickxellomycota; Kickxellomycetes; Kickxellales; Kickxellaceae
Product: threonine dehydratase I
Exons: 1
Coding region: 259-1959 (566 amino acids)
Biological process (GO): L-threonine catabolic process
Molecular function (GO): pyridoxal phosphate binding; threonine deaminase activity
Source: RefSeq, a predicted model, not a curated record